UUAAAGAAUAUCUAGGGAAUAUAAUACGUUUUUUAAACGACACAAGAACAUCAGAUUUUAAGAAUUUGAACGGAAUAUAAAUCAGUCAUCUAAGCACUAUGAACGGCAAAUGUUGCGGGCCAAGCACACCAAAACGUGUACGUCGUGCAGCAUUAAUCAUGAGUAGAGCACAUUUAGCCAUCAGUUACUGCUUCUGACAUAGGCGAAGCUUUUCCUAAUGUUAGGCGCUGAGCUCGAGUGCAACACAUUUUUGUCGACGGUUCUCGAUAACGACGUUCAAAUUGUGUUGCUAGCCAAUGUCCAACGCACGAUCAACGACUUAUUGGCAACAACCGUUGCGCUUGGAUACGAUAAAUUAAUGUUGUUACGAAUCUCGUAAAUUUUGUCACUUUUCGUUUUGCAGUCCAAGCACAACAACACUACAUUCGGCAAUCUGAAGUUAUAUUUACAAUAAGAUACAAUACUUUGGAAUUCUGACAUUUCUUACCCAAUAGUUUGUAAAAACUUAAGGAUGGAAUCCAAUCACGUAGAAUGCGCGGUAGAAAGCGAUUGUACUGUCCAUAACUAUUCCGCGGUCAACUAUUGGUUCCCUACUCUAGUGGUUUUGUUCCUCAGCGUCAGAGUUUUAUUUCGACCUGGUAACCAGCCGAAAUCUAUAAAUGAGGCUACUCUGCGAAGCAUAACCGCAGAAGCGAAGUAUGGAAUCAAAUUAAAAGAAAAAAGCCCAUGGUAUAUCACCGACGAAUACGAUAUCCCAGUAUUCGGAAGGAUUAUUUGUACCCUUAAGUCCAUAUGGUGGAGAUUGGCCACAAUGAUGUAUGGAACGGGCAAUAAUUCUUUAUGGUACCCAGGGAAAUAUGUGACGUGGGAUCCACUACUAAUGUUUUUAGAUUUAGUUCGGCAUUCUUUUAACAGACCGAAACCUUUAAAUGACAAAAGUCUGCAAAGUAUAUUUGCAGAAACAAAACUUGUAUUUAGAUCGGCUGCGAAGGGAAAAGCCACAUGGGUUGUCCCUGGCGUAUACAAUGUCUCGCUAAUCGAAGUAAUCAUUCGUACGAUCAUUUUCAUAUGGACGAUUUUGGAGGAAAUCAUGGCUGAUAUUAUGUAUGAACCCCCGAAAGACUUUUUGGGGAAUAUUCCAUAUCAUCCAUUGAAAAUUAGGCCAAAUGACAAAAUGAAUGGCACCCUCGGUACAAUUAGGAUCAAACAAUGAUAAUUGUUAUAGUUUAUGAAUUUCACGUGGCUUCAAAUAUUUAUUUUUCAUGUCGUCCACAGGCAUAUUUUUGUACAUUUUUUGUUAU
This is a messenger RNA of Sipha flava (yellow sugarcane aphid), 1301 nucleotides long. RefSeq lists its product as uncharacterized. The transcript is spliced from 6 exons. Lineage: Eukaryota; Metazoa; Arthropoda; Insecta; Hemiptera; Aphididae. The record is from RefSeq and is a predicted model, not a curated record. The coding region runs from base 512 to 1213 and encodes 233 amino acids.